AUGGCAACUGUAGAGGAAAACAUUGUGACCGCAGUAAAUGAGGGCCAAUUUAUGGAGUCUGAGAUUCUAUUAAACGAUGCAGUACAAGAAAUGCAUGUAAUAGCCACUGUGCCUGAACUUUAUCACAACGUGGUGGACUUGAACGUAGUGCAGUCAUUAUUAGGAUUAUUGACUCAUGAAAAUACAGAUAUAUCAGUAGCUGUGGUGGAUCUGUUGCAGGAGAUGACUGACGUGGAUACGUUAAAUGAAAGCUACGAGGGAGCGACAGUUCUCAUCGAUGCAUUGCUGGAUCAUCAAGUGGUUGCUACACUGGUACAGAACAUGGAAAGACUUGAUGAAGGUGUGAAGGAGGAAAGUGAUGGAGUGCAUAAUACGCUGGGAGUUGUAGAAAAUAUAUUAGAAUUCCGUUCCGAGGUGUCGUUUGAAGCGGCUAAGCAAGGACUGAUGGCGUGGCUGUUAAAAAGAAUCAAAGCUAAAAUGAUGUUUGAUGCCAAUAAACUUUAUUGUAGUGAAAUAUUUGCCAUUUUACUACAGAAUCAGGAUGAUACCAGAGAACUCCUUGGAGAACUUGAUGGCAUAGAUACAUUACUUCAACAGUUAGCUGCGUUCAAACGUCAUGAUCCGUCGUCAAACGAAGAAUACGAAAUGAUGGAGAAUCUUUUCAACUCACUCUGUUCAGCUUUGAUGUUGACAGCCAAUAGAGACAGGUUUUUAAAAGGUGAAGGGUUACAGCUCAUGAACCUCAUGCUCAGGGAGAAGAAAUUAUCCAGGAACAGUGCUCUAAAAGUGCUAGACCAUGCCAUGUCAGGUCCAGAAGGAGCGGAGAACUGUAUGAAAUUUGUUGAUAUUCUCGGACUGAGAACUAUUUUCCCAUUAUUUAUGAAAACUCCCAAACAACAUAAAAAAGGACCAUCAGAGGCAGAACAUGAAGAACAUGCGGUAUCUUGUAUUGCAUCUAUAGUGAGAAAUUGUACAGGAGCGCAUAGACAAAGGCUUUUAGGAAAAUUCACUGAAAAUGACCACGCCAAAGUGGACAGACUCAUGGAAUUACAUUUUAAGUAUCUUGAGAAAGUCCAAAGCUGCGAUGACCAGAUUGAAAAAGAAAAACAGAAAAUACGUCAGCGUGGUGAGGAUGUCGACGAUGACAUGGAGGAUGAGUUUUAUCUGCGUCGUUUGGAUGCAGGUUUAUUUACGCUGCAACUAGUUGACUACACUAUGAUUGAAAUCUGCCAAGCUGGUAUACCGUCAAUAAAACAACGUGUUCUACAAAUACUGAAUCUCAGAGGGGGAUCUGUUACUGCCAUUAGGAAUGUUGUCAGAGAGUAUGCUGGUAAUAUUGGUGAUGCCAAAAGUAAAGAGAGUGCCGAAGCUGAGAAGCAAAGACUUCUUGCAUUGGUGGACAAGUUUUGAGUUCAGUGGUUCAUAUGCUGUGCUGCCCUCAGGUGUUCGUCUUCUGUGCUGCCCUCAGUGGUUCAUCUACUGUUCUGCCCUCGGCGGUUCAUUCGCUGUGCUGACCUCAAUGGUUUGUCUACUGUUCUGCCCUCAGUGGUUCAUUCGCUGUGCUGCCCUCAGUGGUUCAUCCGCUGUGCUGCCCUCAGCGGUUCAUCUGCUGUGCUGCCCUCAGCGGUUAAUCUGCUGUGCUGCCCUCAAUGGUUUGUCUACUGUUCUGCCCUCAGUGGUUCAUUCGCUGUGCUGCCCUCAGUGGUUCAUCCGCUGUGCUGCCCUCAGCAGUUCAUCUGCUGUGCUGCCCUCAGCGGUUCAUCUGCUGUGCUGCCCUCAGCGGUUAAUCUGCUGUGCUGCCCUCAAUGGUUCGUCUACUGUGCUGCCUUCAGCGGUUCAUUCACUGUGCUGACCUCAAUGGUUCGUCUACUGUUCUGCCCUCAGUGGUUCAUUUGCUGUGCUGCCCUCAGUGGUUCAUCCGCUGUGCUGCCCCUCAGCAGUUCAUCCUCUGUGCUGCCCUCAGCGGUUCAUCUGCCGUGCUGCCCUCAAUGGUUCGUCUACUGUGCUGCCCUCAGCGGUUCAUCUGCUGUGCUGCCCUCAGCGGUUAAUCUGCUGUGCUGCCCUCAAUGGUUCGUCUACUGUGCUGCCUUCAGCGGUUCAUUCACUGUGCUGACCUCAAUGGUUCGUCUACUGUUCUGCCCUCAGUGGUUCAUUUGCUGUGCUGCCCUCAGUGGUUCAUCCGCUGUGCUGCCCCUCAGCAGUUCAUCCUCUGUGCUGCCCUCAGUGGUUCAUUUGCUGUGCUGCCCUCAGUGGUUCAUCCGCUGUGCUGCCCCUCAGCAGUUCAUCCUCUGUGCUGCCUUCAGCGGUUCGUCUACUGUGCUGCCUUCAGCAGUUCAUUCGCUGUGCUGCCUUCAGUAGUUCAUCAACAAAUUUUGGUUCUUAUACGCCUAUAGACCACUUUCCCGGAAGUCGAAGAUACGGCGUUUUGCAUGCGCGUGCAUGUCGUUUUGGGGUGUAACGUAAACUUGCGCGCGUGAUAUUGUGUUUCUGGGUGUACCAAUCGACGUAACAAAUUUAAAAUAAAAUUUCCUUCUAUCGACUAUCAGCAAACUGACUUAUUCGUAUUUUCCGCCAUGACAAAGCAGGAAUAUUUUUGCACCCCAGUUUUGCUACUUCCGGGAAAGUGGUCUAUAUUGGAGAUGCACUUCUAAUGAACACUUUUUUUUAGCUGGAAUUAAUUUUUGCUGAAAAGACUUUUUGGGUGUUUUGUAUGGAAUUUAUUUUCACUGAUUUUUUGACAAUGUAAAAUAUAGGAAGAAAGGUAUAUUCGCUGGAUUUUAUUUUCACUGAAUCAUUCCUUCAGUGAAAACACCGAAAAUUAAUUCCAAGCGAAAAUAAAGUAUUUUACAAUACUUACUUUAUUUAUCAAAAUGCGUUAUCCAAAAAAGUAUAAACCCACUUUAAAAUACUCAAUGAUGUCACCUAAAUAUUUUCCUUGUACGAACGAACCAUCAUUUCUGUUUUAUUGGUUGCUAUGUGUGUAUAUCAUGAUAAAGAAUUCCUGACACAUGGUCGUACCAAUGAAACCAAAAAUGUAGAUUGAAUGGUAUAAAUGUGACAGAUGAACUCCUGGUAUUUAAUGCACUUUACCAAUUCAAGGAACACAAGGUGAUACGGAAGAUACAUGACUUUAUAUUUCCACAACUCUUAUUUAUUGUGUGCAUAGAUCUCUGAAUUUUUGUACCUGAGCGCCAUCAAGGGAUGAUGACCUCGGUAAGUUCAUUGUAAUCUGUUCUGUAACGACGAUAAUGCCUGCAAUGGUCAUGCUUCUUUGAUAAUAAAAUUGACAUUCCAAAACAACUGA
This is a messenger RNA of Saccoglossus kowalevskii, 3304 nucleotides long. Its product is annotated as beta-catenin-like protein 1. Gene Ontology annotation, cellular component: spliceosomal complex. Lineage: Eukaryota; Metazoa; Hemichordata; Enteropneusta; Harrimaniidae. The record is from RefSeq and is a predicted model, not a curated record.